AUGGUAGGCGUGCUCCGUGCCAUAGACGAAGAGCACGAUGCAGAAUCCCUUGAGCCCGAUGGCGGUAGCUGUGAAGGCGACUGUGCUGCCCAUGUCGUGCAGCGUGGUGGCGGCCUCGGCAAUCCGUGUCAUGAGAUGUGUGAUGCACUUGCCCCAUGGCGAGUACCCGAAGCAGCAGCUCUGCAUGGUCCUCCAAGGCUCGCGUUGUCGUUGUCGUUGUCGUUGUCGAGCGCCAGCACCAUCGACUGCGCCCGGCGCACCGCCUCCCCAGCGCCCCCGCCGUCGGCACCCUCCACGUCCAGCCCGCUCCACCGCAUCCAUCCUCUGGGCCUCAAAACCACCUCAAAUCCAUCCACAUCCACCACGGCUUGA
Molecule: messenger RNA, 372 nt
Organism: Miscanthus lutarioriparius
Lineage: Eukaryota; Viridiplantae; Streptophyta; Magnoliopsida; Poales; Poaceae
Source: the annotation of a GenBank genome assembly